Venturia canescens is the source of this 2291-nucleotide messenger RNA. RefSeq names its product Ras-related GTP binding A/B (gene RagA-B). The record is from RefSeq and is a predicted model, not a curated record. Lineage: Eukaryota; Metazoa; Arthropoda; Insecta; Hymenoptera; Ichneumonidae. Gene Ontology annotation, molecular function: GTP binding; GTPase activity. Gene Ontology annotation, biological process: negative regulation of autophagy; cellular response to starvation. The transcript is spliced from 5 exons. Gene Ontology annotation, cellular component: nucleus; lysosome; Gtr1-Gtr2 GTPase complex. The coding region runs from base 448 to 1368 and encodes 306 amino acids.
UUGUCGAUGCAUUGUAUCGUUGAACGUCACUAACGUCAGAGAGUCAGAGUUGCACAUGCACAUCUCUGUGUGUGGAGUCAUGCGUAGGGUUGUUCUCUAAUGAAAUCGAACAUUUUUUAAAAAAUCUUCGGUGCACUCAAAGUAUAUUAAGGAAAACGGUGCUAAGUGAAUUAAAAAUAACCAAAUAUUUCUAAGUAUAACAAAUCAAGUCGAGCGUGGGAUUGAAAGUUCGGUUUUUCUUUGCAACUUUAGCGAGACCUCGGAAUAACCUUUGUAAUCGUAAGAGAUUGUUGCGACAUGACUCUCAUGCGACAGCAGCAUUUGUCAUAGUGAAUUGACUUCCUCAAAAAAUUUCAUUUUUCAACACACUCAAUUUUCUCAAGGCUUAUUUUUCUGUUUUUUUUUCUCUUAAUUUCGUUGUGAAACGUACGAUUAAAAAGCGUAAACAUGAAGAAGAAGGUAUUACUUAUGGGUAAAAGUGGCUCGGGAAAAACUAGUAUGAGGAGCAUCAUUUUUGCGAAUUAUAUAGCUCGUGAUACUCGACGAUUGGGAGCAACAAUCGAUGUGGAGCACAGUCAUGUGAGAUUCCUGGGGAAUCUAGUACUGAAUCUAUGGGAUUGCGGAGGCCAAGAGGCAUUUAUGGAAAAUUACUUCGCAUCACAGCGGGACAACAUAUUUAGAAAUGUCGAAGUGCUGAUUUAUGUCUUCGAUGUGGAAUCACGUGAACUGGACAAAGACAUGCACUAUUAUCAGAGUUGUCUGGAGGCGAUACUCCAGAACAGCCCGGAAGCAAAAAUCUUUUGUCUCGUUCAUAAAAUGGAUCUUGUACAGGAAGAUCAACGAGAUAGUAUAUUCAGGGAGAGGGAAGAAGAUCUUAAAAGGCUGAGCCGACCCCUCGAGUGCACGUGUUUUCGAACUAGUAUCUGGGACGAAACUUUAUACAGAGCCUGGUCUUCCAUCGUUUACAUGCUGAUCCCGAAUGUGAAAGAAUUGGAACAGAGUCUGAAUCAAUUCGCAAACAUAAUCGACGCUGACGAAGUGUUGCUUUUCGAAAGAGCAACGUUUUUAGUAAUAAGCCAUUGUGAGAGGCGUGUACACAGGGACGUGCAUCGUUUUGAAAAAGUUUCCAACAUAAUUAAGCAGUUUAAGCUCAGCUGUAGCAAAUUGGCCUCACAAUUUCUUAGCAUGGAAGUUCGAAACACCAAUUUCGCCGCUUUCAUUGAUGUUUUUACGUCUAAUACUUACGUCAUGGUCAUUAUGUCGGAUCCGGAUAUUCCUUCGGCAGCAACCCUCAUAAACAUCCGAAACGCUCGUAAGCAUUUUGAAAAAUUGGAGAGAGCGAGUCAGAGCUCAGCGUUGAGUGGAUAGAAAUCGGCCCGACCCAGACGCAUCGACGCCCGGGUCCAAGCCAUGUAUUGGCCUUAAAGAAAUAUUGGAAACAAAAUACCUACCAAGAGUCUGAACUCCGCCCGCAUGGAGCGUUCGAAACGAAGUUAUGGGAACGUCUGCUGCCUAAAACGUGAUCCAGUGCACCAAACGACGGGGCAUAAGCAGUCGAGGGUCUUUGGGGGAAAGAUAAAUAUGUACACAUUUAGUUUUCAAGUUAAAAAUUCCCGUGAAUUUGGAUCCCUGAGCUCGAAGGCUUUUUUUUUCAUCGGGCAACUGAUGUGAGUUUUGAAAAUUAUAACAUCACGAGGUCGAUCGUUCUAGUCGAAAAAGGGGAAAAAUUUUGUCGUAUUUCCCCCGAAUAAUUCUGUGAAAAAGAUUUUUCAUUCGAGAUUAAACAAAAUGAGGUUCGACUUUUGACCAAAAUGAAUAAUUUUUCUCACUACUCUGCCCUUUCCAACGAAAUCUCUCUCUAAAUCUCAUCAACUCGGCAUCAACAUUUUUUUCCCUGUUGCCUUUUUCGAUCACGGUUUUCUUGUUGUUUUUAGCAUUUUUUCUGGCUCAGCCAAAUAUACUCGUAUUUUCCUACGCCUUUAUUGAGUAUUUUUUACACUUAUCGAUACAAGUAUUGGCAGAAAAAGAAAUAUUGUGUGAAGCUUUGAAUAUGAAUUACAAAAUAAAGAAUUAUCGCGUGUGUGCAGGAAUUCCAAAAAAUACGCAAUAGUUAAUGCAAUGGAAAAAUAAGUGAGGAUUGAACUGUAGCAAAAAAGAAAUUUUGUGUCAUGCAAAAUCGGCGAAAUUCAAUUAUUGUAUCUAUGUAUAUUCCACAGUUUAAACUCGUGGUAUUGUUGAAUAUGUAUUUUUUAAAAAAUAAACAUUUGAGGCUUUUUAUAGCCACAAUCGUA